AUGGAACAUAAAGAAUCAAUUUUGAAUUCCAUAAGCAAAGCAGGCGGGCGAGAAACAAUGAGUCGGAGUUUGGGCAUACCGGUGAAGCUACUACACGAGGGGUCGGGUCACAUCAUAACGGUGGAACUCAAGAGUGGAGAGCUUUACAGAGGAAGCAUGGCCGAGUGCAAGGAUAAUUGGAAUUGCCAGCUUAAGAACAUCACCUUCACUGCUAAAGAGAGAAAGGUUUCGCAGCUUGAGCAUGUUUUCAUCCGAGGCAGUAAAGUUGGGUUCAUGGUCAUACCGGAUAGGUUAAAGAAUGCUCCUAUGUUAAAACGCCUUGAUGCUAAAAUCAAAGGGUAA
Messenger RNA from Hibiscus syriacus, 342 nucleotides. RefSeq names its product small nuclear ribonucleoprotein SmD3b-like. The transcript has a single exon. Bases 1 to 342 code for a protein of 113 amino acids. Gene Ontology annotation, cellular component: U2 snRNP; spliceosomal tri-snRNP complex; SMN-Sm protein complex. The record is from RefSeq and is a predicted model, not a curated record. Lineage: Eukaryota; Viridiplantae; Streptophyta; Magnoliopsida; Malvales; Malvaceae. Gene Ontology annotation, biological process: RNA processing; spliceosomal snRNP assembly. Gene Ontology annotation, molecular function: RNA binding.